This is a messenger RNA of Molossus molossus (Pallas's mastiff bat), 2095 nucleotides long. It is a transcript of the gene NFE2L3, whose product is annotated as nuclear factor, erythroid 2 like 3. Gene Ontology annotation, molecular function: DNA-binding transcription factor activity, RNA polymerase II-specific; RNA polymerase II cis-regulatory region sequence-specific DNA binding. The transcript has 4 exons. The record is from RefSeq and is a predicted model, not a curated record. Lineage: Eukaryota; Metazoa; Chordata; Mammalia; Chiroptera; Molossidae. Gene Ontology annotation, cellular component: nucleus. Gene Ontology annotation, biological process: regulation of transcription by RNA polymerase II. Bases 1 to 2088 code for a protein of 695 amino acids.
AUGAAGCACCUGAAGCCGUGGUGGUCCGACGGCGGCGGCCUCCUGCACCUCACCAUCCUGCUGAGCUUGGCGGGGCUCCACCUGGACCUGGACGUGGAUCUCUACCUGCUGCUUCCGCCCACCCUGCUGCGGGAUGAUCUGCUGCUCUGGGGCGCCCAGACGAGUCCCGCCUACGCGCCCAGCCCCUUCCAGACCUCGGGAGGGAGGGGGCGCGCGGACCACCUGCACCCCAAAGGACGUGAGCCAGACCUCGCGGCGGAGCCGGAGGGCCAGCUGCUCCGGGAAGUGCGCACGCUAGGAGUCCCUUUCAUUCCCCGCACCCGCGUGGAUGCGUGGCUUGUGCACAGUGUGGUGGCUGGGGACGCCGACGGGGCCCACGGGCUGCUCGGCGCCGCCGCCGCCUCGUCGGCGGGAGGAGUCGGCGCCAGCGGGGACGGCGGCAGCCAGACUUCGCUGGGGGGUGGCGGGGACCCCCAAGUGGCUCCAAGUAGCCCCUUGGCGGCUGGGGAGGAGGAGAAGGCGUCAGCGGAACCGGCGGAACCGACAGCUCAAGUGCCGGACGCCUGCGGACGCGCGAGCGAGGAGAAUGAGGUAUUAAGAGCUACAGGUCACAAUUCCCAGCAGGAGGGAAAUGACCAGAGAGUGUCAGCCCAGAAGGACAAAUCACUACAGCAGAAGAAUGAAGAAGAAAAUAAAUUAGCAGAUAAACCUGAGUGGGAGGCAGAAAAGACCACUGACUCUAGAAAUGAGAGACAUCUAAAUGGGACUGACACAUCUUUCUCUCUGGAAGAAUUACUUCAGUUGCUUUCGUCACAGCCUGAAAAUUCACUGCAGGGCAUCUCACUGGGAGAUAUUCCUCCUCUUCCACCAAGUAUCAAUGAUGGCAUGAAUUCUUCAGCAUAUUAUGUGAAUUUUAGCCAGGCUUUAAGUCAUGAUGUAAACCUCCACGAGGCCAUGUUGCUACGUCCUGACAAUACAUUUAGAAGAGAUUCAGCAGAAAGGACUUCACAGCCACAAGAACAAUUUCUGCAGUUAAAUUCUCACACCACCAAUCCCGAACAGAUCUUUCCUGGAACUAAUUUGACAGGAUUUCUUCCACCUGUUGACCAUCAAAUAAGGAAUCCAACAAGCCAAGACCUAUAUGACCUUGACAUAAACAUAUUUGAUGAGAUAAAUUCAUUGUCUUUGACCAUAGAAGGUUUUGAUCCAAUGGAAGUUUCUCACCUUUUUGAAGAACCAGAUUCCGAUUCUGGGCUUUCCUUAAAUUCAAGCCACAGUAGCCCCUCUGUCACCAAGUCUAAUUCCUCCGUGUGUGAAGGUGCUAUAGGUUCUAGCAGUGACCUUGAAUGUCUUUCCCACCAUGCUUUAGAAGGUGCUGUAGGAGGCUACUACCCAGAGCCCGGUAAGAUUUGUCACAUGGAUCUUAGGGGCGAUUCUGGUUUUCACGGGGAUCUUGCAUUUCAACACAUAUUCCAUAACCACACUUACCACUUACAGCCAAGUGUACCAGAAUCCACUUCAGAAUCUUUUUCUCGGCCUGGGAAGUCACAGAAAAUAAAAAGUAGGUACCUGAAUGACACAGACAGAAACUUAAGCCGUGAUGAACGCCGUGCUAAAGCUCUGCAUAUCCCAUUUUCUGUAGAUGAAAUUGUCCACAUGCCUGUCGAUUCUUUCAACAGCAUGCUAAGCGAGUACUACCUGACAGAUUUACAAGUGUCACUCAUCCGUGAUAUUAGGCGAAGAGGGAAAAAUAAAGUUGCCGCUCAGAACUGUCGUAAGCGCAAACUGGACAUAAUUGUGAAUCUAGAAGAUGAUGUAUGUAACUUGCAAGCAAAGAAGGAAACCCUCAAGAGUGAGCGAGCCCAGUGUAACAAAGCUAUCAACAUAAUGAAACAAAAACUGCAUGACCUUUAUCACGAUAUCUUUAGUAGAUUAAGAGAUGAUGAAGGUAGACCAGUCAAUCCAAACCAAUAUGCUCUUCAAUGCAGCCAUGAUGGAAGUGUUUUGAUUGUACCCAAGGAACUGGUGACCUCGGGCCACAAAAAGGAAACUCAAAAGGGAAAGAGAAAAGGUGAGAGAAGAAACUGAAAAUGCA